Molecule: messenger RNA, 676 nt
Organism: Acomys russatus (golden spiny mouse)
Lineage: Eukaryota; Metazoa; Chordata; Mammalia; Rodentia; Muridae
Gene: Txn2
Product: thioredoxin 2
Exons: 4
Coding region: 169-669 (166 amino acids)
Biological process (GO): cell redox homeostasis
Cellular component (GO): mitochondrion
Molecular function (GO): protein-disulfide reductase activity
Source: RefSeq, a predicted model, not a curated record
UAUACCGAAGGUUUCCACCCCCCACUACCCCUAAAUUGCGGAGAAACGCAGUCCAAGUAGUCUUUCCCGGAAAUGACGCUAGACCCGCUACUGAGGAAGUGACAACAGGAGUGCCCUUGACGGGCAGGCCGGCUGGGUUCUGCACCCCUCCACUUGUGCUGCCGGGAGAUGGCUCAGCGCCUUCUCCUGAGGAGGUUCCUGACCUCAGUCAUCUCCAGGAAGCCCCCUCAGGGAGGGUGGGCUUCCCUCGCCUCUAGGACUCUGCAGACCCCUCAGUAUAGUGCCGGUGGUCUGACAGGAACGCCCAGCCCAGCCCGGGCGGUACACACCACCAGAGUCUGUUCAACAACCUUUAACGUCCAGGAUGGACCUGACUUUCAAGACAGAGUUGUCAACAGUGAGACGCCAGUUGUUGUGGACUUCCAUGCGCAGUGGUGUGGCCCCUGCAAGAUCCUAGGUUCGCGGUUAGAGAAGAUGGUGGCCAAACAGCAUGGGAAGGUGGUGAUGGCCAAAGUGGACAUUGACGACCACACAGACCUUGCCAUUGAGUAUGAGGUGUCAGCCGUGCCCACUGUGCUGGCCAUUAAGAAUGGGGACGUGGUGGACAAGUUUGUCGGCAUCAAGGAUGAAGACCAGCUGGAAGCCUUCCUGAAGAAGUUGAUUGGCUAACAAGAGC